Molecule: messenger RNA, 1644 nt
Organism: Akanthomyces muscarius
Lineage: Eukaryota; Fungi; Ascomycota; Sordariomycetes; Hypocreales; Cordycipitaceae
Exons: 5
Coding region: 1-1644 (547 amino acids)
Biological process (GO): transmembrane transport
Molecular function (GO): transmembrane transporter activity
Source: RefSeq, a predicted model, not a curated record
AUGCGAGAAGUGCAGAAUGAAAAGGAUUGGCCAACGGCUAGUGAGGCUACCAUCGCCAAGACCGAAGAUCCAACCGCCCCAAUCGAUCAGCGAGAGGCGCAACAGCCGGAACAGCUGACCCUCCAUGGGCCGCAACUCUGGACGCUGGUCGCGGGACUCUAUCUGGGACUCUACCUCUUGGCCCUGGAGCUGACGAUGCUGGCGACCGUGAUCCCGACGCUCACAAGUGAGUUCCAUACCGUGGCCGACAUCUCGUGGUACGAGGCCGCCUACGUCGUCACUCUUUGCGUUUUCAUCCCGCUCGUGGGCAGGCUGUACGAGCAGCUGCGCGUCAAGCACGUCUACCUGGCCUUUAUGCUCGUGUUUGAGGCCGGCCUCGUCAUCUGCGCGACGGCCACGUCGAGCAACAUGUUCAUCGUCGGACGCGCGGUCAACGGGCUGGGCUCGUCGGGCCAGUUCAGCGGCACGAUGCUGAUGCUCGGCUCGGCGUGCCCGGAGAAGAUCCGGCCGCUCGUCACUGCGGCGGCGGUGUCCAUGAUCUCGGUCGGAUCCAUGACCGGGCCCGUCAUUGCAGGGGUGCUGACGGAUCGAGCAGGCUGGCGGUGGUGCUUCUGGAUGCUCCUCCCCAUGGGAGGCGUCAUCAUUGUCCUGCUAUUGCUGAUGAGACUCCCCGAGCCAAGCAACAAGCCCCCGGUGCUACAGGCGCUCAAGGCAUUGCCAAGACGGGUCGAUCCAUUGGGUUUCGUCCAAUUUGCAGGAGCAGUUACCAUGCUGCUUCUUGCGCUCACAUGGGGUGGCAGUACGCUCCCCUGGUCCUCGCCCACAAUCAUUGGGCUACUGUGCGGAGGUUUUGGUCUGCUUGUUGUCUUUGGCUUCUGGAUACGACACGAGAACGAAGCAGCGCUGAUCACGCCAUCUUGCUUGAGACAGCGCUCCAUCUAUGUCGGCGGGCUUGUGGUCUGUCUGCAAGGCGGCGCGUCUCAAGCCGUGCCUUUUUACCUGCCGUUGUGGUUUCAAGCCAUCAAGGGCGAUGACCCCAGCGCAAGCGCCGUCCACCUGCUGCCGUCUCUCGUGACAAUGGUAGUCGCGCUCAUAUCAUUCGGAGCCUUGGUGCGAAAGUUUCAGCGUGUUCCGCCGUGGGCGAUUGCCGGCAGCGUGAUUUCCUGCGUUGGCGCGGGACUGUUCACGACUCUUGGCCCGGCAUCCUCGGUGGGCCAUUGGGUUGGGUAUCAGAUUAUCACAAGUGUCGGUCGUGGCAUUUCGUUUCAAGCGCCCAUUACAUGUGUGCAAGAAUUCGUGCCCGCCGCUCAGUCCGCUAUGAGCAUGUCGGUCAUAAGUCUCUUCAUGCAGCUCGGCAUCGCCGUGUCCGUGUCGGCUUCGCAGACCAUCUUUGCGAAUCAACUUCCGCCCUUACUGCGCCAAUACGCUCCCCAGGUUAACGUGUCCAUGGUUCAGGAAGCAGGUGCUGCAAAUGCCCGACAUUUGAUACCUCCUAAUCAGUUUUCAAGAUUCUUGAAGGCUUAUAAUCAAGCCGUGACUGACAUGUUUUACUUUCCCAUGGCAGCUUGUGCAUUGGCCGCCGUCAUCAGCUUCGCGCUGGAGUGGAAAAGGGUUGGUGUCAAGGACGAGGAAGACGAUAUCUAA